GUUUUUAUUUAUGAGAACUGUCUUACUUCUCAUAGUAUUUAUUUUAACAAGAGGAUUUUUGGAAAUAAACGAGAAAUAGUAGAAAAGUCUAUAACAUUUAUUAAUGCAAGAAAUACAUGAUGGAGGUAAUUUUUAAGCUGCGGAUCCUAAAGCGAUUGCAAAUAUUGAUUUCAUUUUUAGUGGUUAUAAUUUAUUUUUUGGAAAUCCUAUAACCUGGAGAGAAACAUCAGAUCCUGGUUUUACAGGGAGAAACAUAUUUCUGACUUCAUACAGCAAAAAAUAAGUAACAUCAGAUGGAAGACAUAAAAUACCAGAUAAUUUGAAUGUGAUUACAAAGAAGGGAUGCAAAUAUAAUUUUGAAUCAUUUGUAAUAAAGAAUACAGAGCAAAUAUAAAAUUAUAUGAGCUCUUUUGUUGGGUAUGUUAUCUCUAAUAAUAUAGAGUAAAUUUAGUGUCUAAUAUUGAUAUUACACCAUGGGCAUUUACAGCAUCAUCUGAAUUCAAUCAUAUGCAAUAGAAAAUAGAGUAAAGUUCAGUUACAUUUGUGGUUUCUAUGGCUGCAUGUUAAAUAGCUCAAAUUACAUAAGUUCCUGAAUUAGCAGAAUUUCAUUAAAGUUUUAUUGAUCAAUUAUCUGCUUUACCAAUUGAAUAUUCUGCACCUUAAUAUUUGGAAUUCCUUAAUAAUUUUGGAACUCACUAUAUAACUGAUAUAGUGCUUGGAUCAAGAGUAGGUUAUGUAUAUACAUUACCUCUUGGAAUUGUUGAUGAUUUCGAUUAAAAAAAGUUUAAAGAAAUAGAUUUAAAACAAGCUGCCACUAUUACAUCUGCACUAUUAAAAGGAGUGAUAGGAUAACAGAUACUGCCAAAGGAAUAAGAAGCUAAGGCUUAUAGUGAUAUUUCAAAAUUAAGUUCAUAAAGUUUUACUAUUGAAAUUGGACCAUAGAGCACUGAAAAUACACCAAAAGAUUGGUUAAGAGAAACUGAAUUAGAACCUACUCCUAUUAAAUAUACUUUAAAAAGCAUAAGUGAAUUAGUAUUAGAAGGUAAGGGAUAGUUAUAAUCAGUCAAAGAUUAUUAAAAAAUUGGAUAAAAUUUAAAGUAAAUUAUAAAAUAAAUUAUUUAGAAAAGCCUUAACAGAUUAUUGCAAUUUAUUAUAAUUAUAAGGAUAAAGAAAUGGAAAAUGUGAAACUAAUAAAAGGGAAAUUGGAUAAUGGGUUGAAUCUAGAAAGGUUUGUUUGAAUUUUUUAAAAGAUUGUGAUUGGAGUGGUGUGAGUAUAUAAAUUUGUGGAAAUAGAAAUCCAAUAUAAAAAAUAGGAUUAGAUUUACCUGAAGUUUAAGCGAAUUCUGUUAAAUUUCAUAGUGAUAAGACAGUUAUUUUAGGAAUUAGUAAAUUCAAGAGAGAUAAAAAUUAAGAUAUAGUGAUAGCUUCAUUUCAUAAUGAUUAUCUUUUUUUAGAUAAACCAGAGAUAUGUUUAAUUAAUUAAGGAAUGGCUGCCUCUGCUGAAUAUCCUAUAUAUAUAACUGAUUCAUCUAAAUGUGUUGUUGUACUAUUAUGGAAUGCUUGUGAAGGUGAAGUAUUUUAUUUUACAUCUGUAAUUUGUAAUUAAAUGGAUUUUAUGAAUGCUUAAUUUGAAAUGUUAGGAUCAAUGGGAAAAUGUGAAGUAAUAAAAAAUAAUAAUAAAUAGAUUGCUUUAUUGGAUAUUCGUUAUCCAAAUUCUGCAUAAUUGAGAAUUUGUUUAUUUAAAGAACCAAAGCUAGAAGGAUAGAAAGCAUGUUUUACUAAUGAUAAUAAAGAUGCUUACUUUGGAUAAGAGUUUAAGAGUAUGAUGAUAGAAGAAAAUGAAGUAAUGAUUCAUAGAUCUAUGCCUGGAAGUAUUGCAAUUUAAUUUGGAUGA
Messenger RNA from Paramecium sonneborni, 1894 nucleotides. The record is from the annotation of a GenBank genome assembly. NCBI's taxonomy places the organism in Eukaryota, Ciliophora, Oligohymenophorea, Peniculida, Parameciidae.